GCCCCGCGGCGGCCGGCCGGUCGGGCGGGACGAUGCCGGUGAUGAAGGGGCUGCUGGCGCCGCAGAACACCUUCCUGGACACCAUCGCCAACCGCUUCGAUGGCACACACAGCAACUUCAUCCUGGCAAACGCGCAGGGCCGCUGUGGCUUCCCCAUCGUCUACUGCUCUGAUGGCUUCUGCGACCUCACCGGCUUUGCCCGCACCGAGGUCAUGCAGAAGAACUGCAGCUGCCGCUUCCUCUGCGGGGCUGAGACCAGCGAGCCCACCCUGCAGAGCAUGGAGAAGGCACUGGAAAGCAGGCAGGAGUAUCAGACUGAGGUCUGCUUCUACAAGAAGGGUGGAGCUGCCUUCUGGUGUCUGCUGGACAUCAUGCCCAUCAAGAAUGAAAAGGGGGAGGUGGUGCUCUUCCUCUUCUCCUUCAAGGACAUCACAGAGAGCCGACGCAAGAGCUACCCUGGUGACAAGAAGGGGGAGAAGCAGAGGAGUGAGAAGCAGAGAAGCAAGAAGCCAGGGAACCCCCACCUGAGGGCUGCACGGCGGCAGGGCCGGACCAUCCUGUUCCAGCUCAGCAGCCAGUUUGUCCGGAGGGACCAUGGCGAGAUGAAAAUGAACCAUAACAUGUUCGAGAACAAACCAUCCAUCCCCGAGUACAAGGUGGCCUCGAUACAGCAGUCCCGUUUCAUCCUGCUCCACUACAGCAUCUUCAAGGCACUCUGGGACUGGCUGAUCCUGCUGGCCACCUUCUAUGUGGCUAUCACCGUCCCCUACAAUGUCUGCUUCACGGGCACAGAGGACAGUCUGUCAGCUGCCCGCAGCACCAUUGUCAGCGACAUUGCCGUGGAGAUGCUCUUCAUCCUGGAUAUCAUCCUGAAUUUCCGGACAACGUACGUGAGCCAGUCGGGCCAGGUUGUGUAUGACCCUCGCUCCAUCUGCAUCCAUUACGUGGCCACCUGGUUCUUCGUGGAUCUGAUCGCUGCUCUGCCCUUCGAUCUGCUCUACAUCUUCAAUGUGACUGUGACCUCGCUGGUUCACCUGCUGAAGACAGUGCGGCUGCUGCGGCUGCUGCGGCUGCUGCAGAAGCUGGACCGGUACUCGCAGUACAGCGCCAUGGUGCUCACGCUGCUCAUGUCCAUGUUUGCACUGCUGGCACACUGGAUGGCCUGCAUCUGGUACGUCAUCGGCCGCAAGGAGCUGGAGAGCGACGACCCCCGCACCUGGGACAUCGGCUGGCUGAACGAGCUGGGCAAGAGGAUGGAGGCUCCCUACAUCAACAAUUCGUUGGGGGGCCCCUCCAUCCGCAGCGCCUACAUCGCCUCCCUCUACUUCACCCUCAGCAGCCUGACCAGCGUGGGCUUCGGCAACGUCUGCGCCAACACCGACACCGAGAAGAUCUUCUCCAUCUGCACCAUGCUCAUUGGGGCGCUGAUGCACGCCGUGGUCUUUGGCAAUGUCACGGCCAUCAUCCAGCGCAUGUACUCCCGCCGCUCGCUCUACCACACCCGCAUGAAGGACCUCAAGGACUUCAUCCGCGUCCAUCACCUGCCCCAGCAGCUCAAGCAGAGGUUGCUGGAGUACUUCCAGACCACCUGGUCGGUGAACAACGGCAUUGAUACUAAUGAGCUGCUCCACGACUUCCCCGAUGAGCUGCGUGCGGAUGUGGCCAUGCACCUCAACAAGGACAUCCUGCAGCUGCCCAUCUUUGAGACGGCCAGCCGGGGCUGCCUCCGCUCCCUCUCGCUCCACAUCAAGACUUCAUUCUGUGCCCCGGGGGAGUAUCUGCUGCGCCAGGGCGAUGCUUUGCAGGCAAACUACUUUGUCUGCUCCGGCUCCCUCGAGGUGCUGAAGGACAACGUGGUCCUGGCCAUCCUGGGCAAAGGGGAUUUGAUUGGAGCCGACCUGUGCAGCACAGACCAGGUGAUCAAGACCAAUGCGGACGUGAAGGCGCUGACCUACUGUGACCUUCAGCACAUCGGGCUGCGGGGGCUCUGUGAAGUGCUGCAGCUCUAUCCUGAGUACGCCAGCAAGUUCACAGCUGACAUCCACCAGGACCUGACCUUCAACCUGCGGGAGGGCAGCAAGAUGGAGGUGGGUGCGUGUCCUCCUGCUCAGGCCCCUUCCUGUCCUCAUGGCCCUGGGGCUGGGGCUGUGCAUGGCCAUGGAAGAGGAGUCUGUGCGCUCCCUGCUCGCAGUCCCCUGGCUCCAAGGCUGGGGCAGGGGCUGCAGCUCUGCCACCCCAGCAUGCAGGUAUGUCCUGUCCUGGUUCUGUGCAGCCCGGGGAAUUGGCAGAAAGAGCAUUUGCAAUGCAGGAAGGGUGAGGUAAAUGGAAGGCUUUGAAAUGGGGUUGGUGAGAACUGGGGGGGUUAUUGCAGGAAAGACAGCCAGGGCAAAGCCCCCUGCAGUGCUGCAUGCAGCUGGGGUCUGUGGGUUUAGUCAUGCUGACGGCUCCAGCAUCUGGGGGGAUGUUCUGCUGCAGAAAUGACUCUGCUGCACUUUUCCUCCCCCGGCUCUGCUGGGAGAGGCUCGGAGCUCCUCUGGAGUGUCUCCCUGGUACCCGAUUUCCCCUCAAGCCUGAUGGAGGUGGUGCAGGAGGUCAAUCUCUAGGUAUCAAACAGCCCUACCAAGGGGCUACCAUAACACAGGAGGGGUGUAAACAAACCAAGAGCAGAGAACGCCAGGAGUGUGCACCAGGUUCUGCACCUGCGUCAGCCUCCCCAGCUGGCUGCACACUCCAGACAGAGCUGGUGCUCUGAUGGCUGAGCUGGGGCUGGGAUUUGGGGUGCAGCCUCGGCUUUGGCUCAGGACACUCAGGCUGAAGUUGGGCAGCUCAUCAUUGGCAUGGCAGCAGCAGAGGAAGGAGAGUGGGUGAGGGGUUGUGGAGGCCGGUACUG
This is a messenger RNA of Catharus ustulatus (Swainson's thrush), 2890 nucleotides long. It is a transcript of the gene KCNH4, whose product is annotated as potassium voltage-gated channel subfamily H member 4. The record is from RefSeq and is a predicted model, not a curated record. Gene Ontology annotation, molecular function: voltage-gated potassium channel activity. Gene Ontology annotation, cellular component: membrane. The transcript has 11 exons. Gene Ontology annotation, biological process: potassium ion transmembrane transport; regulation of membrane potential. The coding region runs from base 33 to 2336 and encodes 767 amino acids. Lineage: Eukaryota; Metazoa; Chordata; Aves; Passeriformes; Turdidae.